AUUGCUCUGCUCCUCUCUCGGAAGCCCGUUCAUCUGGAUGAACCACCUCGUCCGGCCAUCCCGGUCAAGUUGGGAUUCUUCCGGUUCCAAUUUGGCUCUCCCUCUCCCUCUUCAUCCUCGUCGUUUACCGAGUUAUUGACGCAUGUCUCUGAUGAUUGAUAGUUUGUGAAUAAUAGCAAAAAGACGAGUGUAAAAUCUGUAUGCAGUUGCUCACUUUCUCAUAUUGAAUAAAGCAAAAAGCCGAGGUGUAAAAAAAAAGCUAUAUGCUUUAAACUUCUAUCGGGAUGUAAAAUCUUAAUAGGAUCACACACAAUGGUUAUCUCGCGAUUCGUCAAUUUCGCCGGAAAGUGUUUCUCUUUGCCGUUUUCUUCCCGGAGUUCCGUCGGGCAGCAGAGCUUCGGUGUCAAGUCGAUUCAACAUCUUCCAAAGGCUUCGACUUUCGGAUUAUUUCAUGCUAGUUCAAAAGAUGAUGAAACCCUCGCGAACACUCAGCUCAUCCUUCGAGACGCCGAGAAAAUCUGCAAGAUCCUGUCGAAAAGUCGGGAUUCAUGCGUUGGCAAGUUGCUGGACGAGGCUUCUAUUCGAGUGUCGCCGUCGCUGGUGGAGGAAGUAGUUAAGAAACUGAGUAACGCAGGGGUUCUAGCUUUGUCCUUCUUCAGAUGGGCAGAGAAGCAAAAGCGUUUCAAGCACACCACGGAGAGCUACAACGCUCUGAUCGAAGCACUUGGUAAAGUGAAGCAAUUCAAAGUCGUGUGGAGCCUAGUCGAGGACAUGAGACACAGGAAGUUACUGACCAGAGACACGUUCGUACUCAUCUGUAGGCGCUACGCCCGAGCCAGGAAGGUUAAGGAAGCCAUAUCCGCCUUCCUCAAGAUGGAGGAGUUCGGCCUCAACCUGGAAACCUCUGAUUACAACAGACUGCUCGACACCUUGAGCAAGUCCAGACAUGUCGCCAAAGCACACGAGGUGUUCGACGAAAUGAAAAACACAAGGUUCGUGCCUGAUAUCAAGUCCUAUACUAUUUUACUAGAAGGUUGGGGUCAGGAGCAGAACAUGUUGAGACUUAACGAGGUUUACGCGGCGAUGAAAGCGGAUGGUUUUGAACCCGACGUUGUCACCUACGGCAUCAUCAUCAAUGCACAUUGCAAGGCAAGAAAGUACGAAGAUGCCAUUAGACUCUUCCAAGAAAUGGAAGAGAAGAAUUGCAAACCAAGUCCCCACAUUUUCUGCAGUCUGAUCAACGGGCUUGGAUCUGAGGCAAGACUGACUCAGGCCCUCGAAUUUUUUGAAAGAUACAAGAGUUCUGGGUUUCCUCUUGAGGUGCCCACUUACAAUGCUGUAGUUGGAGCUUACUGUUGGUCGCAACGUAUACAAGAUGCAUUUAACGUAGUGAAAGAGAUGCGGGCAGAAGGGAUUGGCCCCAACUCGAGGACUUAUGAUAUAAUCCUUCACCAUCUUAUACGGAUGCGAUGUACAAAAGAAGCCUACAAUGUUUUCAAGAGGAUGAAUUGUGAACCAGCCGUGAGUACUUACGAGAUCAUGGUGAGGAUGUUCUGCAAGAACGAGCGAGUGGAUAUGGCGAUGAAGAUUUGGGAUGAGAUGAAGGGAAAGGGUGUUCUGCCAGGUAUGCACAUGUUCUCCACGUUAAUCGCAGCAUUGUGCCAUGAGAACAAAUUAGAUGAGGCGUGCGCGUAUUUUCAUGAGAUGUUGGAUGUGGGUAUUCGGCCUCCGGCACAGAUGUUUAGCCGUCUCAAGCAAGCACUUCUCGAUGAUGGCCGAGGAGACACUGUCGCGGAUUUGGCCAUGAAGAUGGAUAGGCUGAGAAAAAGCCCUUGUGUUGUGUCGAGAUGAUUAUUUCCUGCAUAAUGGUUUUGUCGCGUUCGUGUGUCCGGACGGAAACCACGUAAAAGUUUUCAUGCAACCCCAUUACCUGCAAAAUUUUGUCCAGGCUACUUUCAUUGCUCUUACUCCAGAGAAAGUCAAA
Molecule: messenger RNA, 1984 nt
Organism: Tarenaya hassleriana
Lineage: Eukaryota; Viridiplantae; Streptophyta; Magnoliopsida; Brassicales; Cleomaceae
Product: pentatricopeptide repeat-containing protein At1g71060, mitochondrial
Exons: 3
Coding region: 313-1851 (512 amino acids)
Molecular function (GO): protein binding
Source: RefSeq, a predicted model, not a curated record